Thyridium curvatum is the source of this 1248-nucleotide messenger RNA. RefSeq lists its product as uncharacterized. The transcript is spliced from 2 exons. The coding region runs from base 1 to 1248 and encodes 415 amino acids. NCBI's taxonomy places the organism in Eukaryota, Fungi, Ascomycota, Sordariomycetes, Thyridiales, Thyridiaceae. The record is from RefSeq and is a predicted model, not a curated record.
AUGACCGACGCCAUCCCGCAGGGUAGUGCCGCGAUGGCUGUUCCCGACGGCGUUGUCACUAUUACCACUGAAGCAUCUCCAGCGCCACAGCGGUCGCAGCAAGCCGAAGCCGCCGCGUAUCUCGACCAGCCUCAGUUCCAGCGCCGUCUGACGCUGCCCGCGACUGAGAACCAUGGCCCUCUCACGGUUACCUACGCCGUGACUGGGGUGCAGAGCGACUCUGCGCCUGUAGUGCUCUUCAUCGCGGGCCUGAUGGGCAAUCGGUACCUCGCCACGCUCGGCGACUUUCUGUGCCAGAAGCUAGGCCUUCGCUUCGUCGUAGUGGACAGGCCGGGCAUGGGCGGCUCAACGAAGGUUGACGUGUCGCAGCGUCUCGCUGUCUGGCUCGAGACUGUGCCAGUGCUUCUGAAGGAGUUGAAAGUCGAGCAUGUCUCCAUCAUGUCACAUAGCUGCGGCGUCAUCUACACGUUCAACACUAUCUACACAUAUCCCGAGAUCCUACUGCCCUCCAAUCCAUCUCUUCACCUCCUCACGCCUUGGGUCCACCCUAAGCAUUCCGGAGUCACGAUGUUGAAAGCCUCGUCGUUGCUUCCAGCGCCCAUCAUCAAUCAGUUCAACUCUGUUCUCUCAUUCGCCAUGAAUACCGUUGCUCCUUCGAUUUCCUUCUCCAGCGGUCUUCUCGCCUCCGCUACCAGCGCACUUUCUUCAUCCUCUCAUAACCGAGACCCGAGCGACCAGACGGACCGGCCGAAGCACGCACGGGAUGAUCUCUGUCGUGAAUACCUCGGCCUGUCAGCUUCAGAUACCGCCGCCCGCAUGAAGGAGAUGAUGUCUAGGCUGUUCAAGGAUGACACGACCGGCGCCAACGGAGAAGUCCUGCUGUGCUUGAAGAAGCCUGCGGCCGGUCCGUGGAGAGCUUGCGAAGACUACGGAAAGUUUCCUAGUGAAUUGGAAGCCCGAUUGACCGAGCGACGCCGUCAAAAUGAGAUGCGGGGGUCAAGCGGCGAUCCAGCGCCUCAGCAAGGCAAGCCGCUUCUUCGCAUCAACGUCUACUGGGCAGAGUCGGAUAUGCUGGUCGGGAAGAAGGGCGAACAGUACUUUGACGAAUGUUUCAAGCAGUAUCGUGGAGAUCAGGGCAACUUGAGCUACCACAGCGAGACUAUUAAGGAUACUGAUCAUGACACUGUCUGUCAUCCUCAGUACGGCGCGGUGCCGAAGGCUCUGCUUGCAAUCAAAUCGAGCAGAUGA